Gavia stellata (red-throated loon) is the source of this 2094-nucleotide messenger RNA. It is a transcript of the gene LHCGR, whose product is annotated as luteinizing hormone/choriogonadotropin receptor. The record is from RefSeq and is a predicted model, not a curated record. NCBI's taxonomy places the organism in Eukaryota, Metazoa, Chordata, Aves, Gaviiformes, Gaviidae. Gene Ontology annotation, cellular component: membrane. Gene Ontology annotation, molecular function: luteinizing hormone receptor activity. Gene Ontology annotation, biological process: ovarian follicle development; luteinizing hormone signaling pathway; male gonad development.
AUGGUGCCCGCGCUGCUGCCCCUCCUGCUGCUGCCGCCGCUCCUGCCCGCCGCGGCGGGACACCGCUGCCCGUCCCGCUGCGCCUGCAGCCAGGGCGUCCUGCGCUGCCCGCCGCCGCGCAGGGGGGCGCUGCCCGCGCCCGCCCGCGCAUCAUUUACUCACCUGCCUGUAAAAGUAAUCCCAUCACACGCGUUUGAAGGACUUCGAGAUGCCUUCAUCAUUGAAAUCUCUCAGAGCGACUCCCUAGAGAGAAUAGAAACGAGUGCAUUUGACAGCCUUCCCACGUUGUCUGAAAUAUUAAUCCUGAACACAAAAAAUCUGUUGCACAUUGAGGACGGAGCAUUCAGAAACCUUCCAAGGCUAAAAUACUUGAGCAUUUGUAACACUGGAAUAAGACAAUUUCCAGAUCUGACACAGAUCUUCUCAUUAGAAGCUCAUUUUAUUUUGGAACUCUGUGACAACUUGCGUAUGACAACUAUACCGCAAAAUGCUUUCCAGGGGAUGAACAAUGAAUCGCUGACUCUCAAAUUAUAUAAAAAUGGAUUUGAAGAUAUCCACAGCCAUGCCUUCAAUGGGACAAAGCUGAAUCAAUUAAUCCUGAAGGACAACAAGAACCUCAGGCGGAUACACAACGAUGCCCUGAGAGGGGCCACGGGGCCAGACGUCCUGGAUAUUUCUUCAACAGCGCUGGAGUCCCUGCCUAGUUACGGGCUCGAGGCCAUUCAAGUCUUAAAUGCAACGUCAUCUUACUCGUUAAAGAGACUGCCACCGCUGAAUAAAUUCAGCAGUCUUCUAGAAGCUGUUCUAACGUAUCCCAGCCACUGCUGUGCUUUUCGAAAUCUAAGGACAGAAAAACAAAAUUCCUUGCUUUCCAUUUUUGACAACUUCUCCAAAGAGUGUGAAAGCACCAUGAGGAAACCAACUAAUGAAAUACUCUACUCAGCCAUUUUCGAUGACAGCGAAAUGACCGGCUUCGACUUUGAGUAUGACUUUUGUCAGCCUAAAAUACUCACAUGCACUCCAGAACCAGAUGCAUUUAAUCCCUGCGAAGACAUCCUGGGAUACAGCUUUCUCAGAGUCCUAAUCUGGUUUAUAAACAUCCUUGCCAUUGCCGGCAAUUUCACUGUACUCCUUGUUCUUACAACUAGCCAUUACAAGCUCACCGUUCCUCGCUUCCUCAUGUGCAACCUCUCUUUUGCUGAUUUUUGCAUGGGACUUUAUCUGCUACUCAUCGCUUCUGUUGACGCCCAGACCAGCGGUCAGUACUACAACCACGCAAUAGACUGGCAAACAGGCAGCGGCUGCAGCACCGCCGGCUUUUUCACCGUGUUUGCAAGCGAGCUCUCAGUGUACACGCUAACUGUGAUCACUAUAGAAAGGUGGCAUACGAUCACCUACGCCAUGCAGCUGGAUCGAAAGCUACGACUGAGGCAUGCCGUGCCAAUCAUGCUCGGUGGCUGGGUAUUCUCCAUUUUAAUAGCAGUGCUGCCUCUCCUAGGGGUCAGCAGUUACAUGAAGGUCAGCAUUUGUUUACCCAUGGAUAUCGAAACAGGUCUUUCCCAAGCUUACAUACUGCUGAUCUUAGUGCUAAAUGUUGUCGCCUUCAUUGUCAUUUGUGCUUGCUACAUUAAGAUUUACAUAGCUGUUCAGAAUCCAGAGCUGGUAGCUGCCAAUAAAGAUACCAAGGUUGCCAAGAGAAUGGCGAUACUGAUCUUCACGGAUUUUACCUGCAUGGCCCCCAUCUCCUUUUUUGCCAUAUCUGCUGCCUUUAAAGUGCCUCUCAUCACAGUGACAAACUCCAAGAUUCUGCUGGUUUUAUUCUACCCCGUUAACUCCUGUGCAAACCCAUUUCUCUACGCAAUUUUCACCAAAGCAUUUCGAAGGGAUUUCUUUCUGCUGAUGAGCAAGCUUGGUUGCUGCAAGAGCCGAGCAGAGCUUUACAGGAUGAACUAUUUCUCUGCUUAUACCUCCAACUGCAAGAAUGGCAGCUCAGCCUCAGGCCCCAGCAAAGUCUCACAAGCGCUGCUGCUCUUGUCGGCAUUAGAGAAGCCGUAUCCUGCAGUACGAGACAAGACAUCUUACAAUGAAAAUUAA